Molecule: messenger RNA, 978 nt
Organism: Exophiala aquamarina CBS 119918
Lineage: Eukaryota; Fungi; Ascomycota; Eurotiomycetes; Chaetothyriales; Herpotrichiellaceae
Product: arginase
Exons: 1
Coding region: 1-978 (325 amino acids)
Cellular component (GO): cytosol; nucleus; cytoplasm
Molecular function (GO): arginase activity; manganese ion binding
Source: RefSeq, a predicted model, not a curated record
AUGAACGCCCCUUCCACAAUCCGCCAAAGAUUUGUCUCUGCUCCGUCCGAUCUAGGUGUUGUGCUGGUUGGAUUCUCCGGUGGACAGUGUAAAGAAGGCGUCGAUGCUGCCCCAACUGCUCUUGUAAGCGCAGGCCUAUUGGAUCAAAUCAGCGAUGAACUGGGCUACAAACUCCACGGCGAUACUGAAGUCCACAACUUCAAUGAGAUGCGGAUGGAUGACGACGAACCAUAUCGAGGCAUGAAGAACCCACGCGCCGUUUCCGCUGUGACAGAGAAAUUGGCAGCGCAGGUAUACGCACAGGCCAGGGAAGGCAGGAUGGUACUCACACUGGGUGGUGAUCACUCAAUCGCCAUCGGGACAAUCGCCGGCACAGCCAAAGCUAUCCGCGAGCGGUACAACGGCCGGGAAAUGGCAGUCAUCUGGGUCGACGCCCAUGCAGACAUCAACACACCCGAGACCUCUGAUUCCGGAAACGUGCACGGAAUGCCGGUGGCAUUUGCGACAGGGCUGGCAACAUCCGACAAGAAGGAGAUGUUUGGAUGGUUGAGCGAGGACCAGCGCAUCAGCACACGCAAGCUCGUCUACAUUGGCCUCCGGGACGUGGAUCGGGGCGAGAAGAAGAUCCUACGCGAUCAUGGCAUCAAGGCAUUCAGCAUGCACGACAUCGACCGUCAUGGCAUUGGCCGCGUUGUCGAGAUGGCACUUGCUCACAUCGGCACAGAUACACCCAUCCACCUUAGCUUCGAUGUCGAUGCCCUGGACCCAAUGUGGGCUCCUAGCACUGGCACACCGGUGAGAGGGGGCUUGACCUUACGCGAGGGCGACUACAUCGCCGAGUGUGUGCACGAGACCGGCCAAUUGGUCGCCAUGGAUCUGGUUGAAGUGAAUCCAAGCCUUGAAGUCGCGGGCGCCAGUGAGACUGUACGUGCUGGCGUGAGCUUAGUGCGGUGUGCUCUGGGAGAUACAUUGCUGUGA